UUUUUCCCCUGCGUUAGUACCGAGGUGUGAUUGUCAUAAAGGCGUAAGCGAAGUAGUUUGCUUUUUUUCACCGUUGAAACUUUGGUACAGGUCUUCAACGGCUCCCAAGCCAGUUAAGCGUAUCGGACUGAAUUUCCAACUGGAGCAACAGUGUCGUUGUACCAAGCUUUUUUUGUAUGUGGCCGUCAUGCCCAAGUCGCUGAGACUCGAGAGAUGUCUGCCAUCUACAUCAUCCGCGUCUGGCGUUCUGUUGCCCGACCACUAUGUCGAAAACGACCCAAUCAUACAGACAAUUCUUGAGGCCAAGGCAUCGGAAUGCAAAUUGUCCAGGCACGAGAAACUUGUGAAGCUAUCCAGUAAAUCCUCCUGUCAGGUUUCAACUUGCCAAUGUAAUGGAUGGCGAGGUAGGCGAGAUAAUCGUUUAAUGUCUUCAACUUGCACUAAAUCUGGCUGUAGUCAUCCUCUAUCUUCUCAUGUAUCGCAUUUAGAAAAUGCCAAGGAUGAACAGCUAAACACCUUACUAGGAUUAGUAUUUGAUCUUGAUAAUUUAUCAGUCACCGUAAAUAAAGAUUUAAAAAAACCAAGUAUUGAGAGAAAUUAUGUGCAAGAAGAUACUUAUGGUGCAGUUUAUCAUGAAUUAAGGAAUUUUGUAUAUCCCGGAUCUUGUAUAACACUCGAAAAAUUAUUUGGUACUCCACCAUUUGAAAAUCCAAAUAUAGUUAAAGCUUUAAUGAACUUUAAUAUGUAUAAGUUUGGUCAUGACAGUUCUCAACUUAAAAUUGCUUUAAAAAUUAGUAAAUUUUUAACAAAACAUUUUGAUCUUUGGAAAUGGAUUUCUCCUAAAGAAUUACCACAUUGUAAAACAUUUCAACAUAGGAAAAACUAUGAAUUCUAUUAUCAAAGAUACUUAGUGUUUUGUCUACUUCCCAAGUAUUUGCAUUCAAUUGCACCAAGCUUUAAAAUGAGUCUAAUAUUUGGUCAAGAUAUUCUUAAAUACACUCUAAAAGCAUUUAGAAUGCAUUUAACAGACUGGUGUCAUGCAUCUGCUCCAAAAUGGUCAAAUCAUAGAAAACACUUUUGCAUGAGCUAUUUACCUAAAUAUAUGAAUCUAUUAGAAGAAGAAGUGUAUGCUGUUCAUUCGCCUAUAUGGGAUUUACAUUUUAAAGAUUCUGAUUUAAAAAAAAUUAUUCUAACUGAUUCUCUGGACUCUGGGCUAGAUGAAACUAAGGAAGCAGAUCAUAAAGAUCGUAGAAAAAAAGAUAAACACCCAAAUGAAGAUAUGUCAAUGAAACCAAAUGAAAAACAUAGUAUUGAAGAUGUUUUAUCAGAAGACAAAAUUAUAGACAUUCUAAAAAAUGUUCAAAGUGGUCCUAUUACCUACUCUAAGGAGUUUGGAUUAGAAACUGGACCUCGAGGACAUCAAGCUCGAACAGAAGAAGAACAUGGAAUUAUACGCUUUGUGGUUAUUGGUAAUUCAUUAGACUCAAGAGUUGAAAAAAGUACUAUGUUGUGGCUUAUGCAGCUAAGAAAUUUAUUUCGAACUCAAUUGCCUAGAAUGCCUGUUAGAUACAUUACUCGAUUGGUAUUUGAUACGAAACACAAGACAUUAGCUUUAUUGAAAGAUGGCGUUCCAAUUGGUGGCAUAUGUUUUUGUCCAUUUGUCUCUCAAGGUUUCACAGAAAUAGUGUUCUGUGCAGUUAAAGUUGAUCAACAAGAAAAUGGAUAUGGAACACAACUAAUGAAUCAUUUAAAAGAUUAUCAUAUUCAACAUAACAUCCUUAAUUUUCUUACUUAUGCAGAUAAACUUGCAAUUGAAUAUUUUAAGAAGCAAGGGUUUAGUCAAGAUGUAAGAAUUUCAAAAAAAAUACAUCAAGAAUAUAUUAAACAUUAUCAAGGUGCAAUAUUGAUGCACUGUGAACUAAACCCAAAAAUUAUUUAUACUCAAUUAACAUCAGUUAUACGUAUACAAAAAGAAAUAGUAAAGAGUCUGGUGGAAGAAAAACACAUGAAAAUAGAAAGACAUUACCCGGGACUAACUUGUUUCUUAGACGGAGUACGUAUGGUCACAAUUGAAUCAAUACCUGGUGUCAUGGAUACUGGUUGGACGCCAUCAACACGGGCUACUAGAAAUAGUCGUGUCACAGAAGAAACAACUGAUAUUGAUGUCUUAGCUAAACACCUAAAAAAAGUAUUACAAUUUGUAAAAAACAAUGCAUUGUCUGAACCAUUUUUGAAUCCAGUUGAUAAAAAAGUUCCUGGUUAUUAUGAGCUUAUAAAGUAUCCUAUGGAUUUGAGUACAAUUGGUAAACGAUUGGCUUCAGGCUACUAUGUAACUCGAAAAUUGUUUAUUGCUGAUAUGAGACGAAUGUUUAGCAAUUGCAAAACAUUUAACCCAGAAGAUUCAUAUUGGGCAAAUUGUGCAGUUGAAUUGGAAAGACUUUUCCAGAUUAAAAUGAAAGAAAUGGGACUCUGGGAUUACUAAAUUUAGUUAUAAUUAUGUACUUUUGUAUUUUGUAAAGCAAAUAUGCGUUAUUGUAAAACCAUUUUUGUAGAUUAUUUAUAAAAAUAAAUUAUACAUAAAGGUUAAUUUUAUUUUGAUAUUCGGGUAUAACAUGUUAAUUUAUAAUUUUUAUUAUUAGACAAUAAAAUAAAUUUACAUUGUAUUUGUUUUAUUGUAUUGCAUAAAUAUAAUAGUUUUAUAAUUAUAACAAUUAUUUUAUAUCAUUUAAACAAUUUUUAUAGGAAUUAGUCAACACAUUUUAUACCACUAUUUUGAGAAGGAAUAUCUAUAGAAAUAAUAUAAUGAUAAUGUUAUACUUAAAUUAUAAUUUUCUACCACAUUUGCAAUUCUAUAAAUUAAUUUAACUAAUGUAUUAAUUACCGAAAAAAUUAUUUUUAAGUGUGAGACAUUGUGACAUUAUUUUGUACGUCUGAUUUCUAACAACCAAUGUCUAUCCUUAAAACUUAUCAUAAUAUUUGCAAAUAUUAGGCUCAUUUAAAUUUUGUAGGACCAUCGGUGUACUUUAGUUAGUAAAUAUUAAAUAAGCCAAAUUGUUAAUUUGGUAUAUUGCACAAAAGACAAUAACUUUAUAUUUGCUUAUCUUUUAAGUUUAGUUUUCAAUGAUCAAAUAUAACACAUCAACCACUUCUAUGUUUUUUUUAUUCAAUUUUCAUUUAAGAAGUAAAUAAAAGAUGUUUUCUGUUA
Molecule: messenger RNA, 3205 nt
Organism: Aphis gossypii (cotton aphid)
Lineage: Eukaryota; Metazoa; Arthropoda; Insecta; Hemiptera; Aphididae
Gene: Gcn5
Product: histone acetyltransferase KAT2B
Exons: 16
Coding region: 188-2482 (764 amino acids)
Biological process (GO): chromatin remodeling; positive regulation of transcription by RNA polymerase II
Cellular component (GO): histone acetyltransferase complex; nucleus
Molecular function (GO): protein binding; histone H3 acetyltransferase activity
Source: RefSeq, a predicted model, not a curated record